Leucoraja erinaceus (little skate) is the source of this 3272-nucleotide messenger RNA. RefSeq names its product H-2 class II histocompatibility antigen, A-Q beta chain-like. NCBI's taxonomy places the organism in Eukaryota, Metazoa, Chordata, Chondrichthyes, Rajiformes, Rajidae. The record is from RefSeq and is a predicted model, not a curated record. Gene Ontology annotation, cellular component: plasma membrane. The transcript is spliced from 5 exons. Bases 1692 to 2480 code for a protein of 262 amino acids.
UCAGAUCACCGUACACAAUCCUUCCUCGGACAUUAAGCCAUGUUAUUAAACCCCAACGUUUCAACAGAAGAAAAAUCUUCGAUAAUUAACUUAUCGAUGUCUAUCAUGACCUUACAUGCUUCUAUCGUGUCAACUAUCUGGGAAAGCACGCCAAUACAAUUGCCCCUUCAACCUCAACGGGCGGCAUAGUGCCGGAACGGGAAUAGUUGGUGUCUCACAGCGCCGGAGACCCCAGUUCGACCACCUCCCAUAUCCCAAAGUCUCGGGGGUCUGCACAUUUAUUGGCCUCUGUAAAAAAAAAAGCCUCGUAUGUAGAGAGUGUUUGCGUUUUGGGAUUGCACAGAACGAGUGUGGGCUGCUGAACGAUGGUGGGAUUGGACUCGGCGUGCCGAAUGAGCCUGUUUCCACCUCCAUCUGUAAAACUAAAACUAGAUCUGUGUGCAGACGUUAUUCCAGUGGCCUUUCCAGGAUCAAUCAAUUUCAGUCUUCAGUGGUUACUCCCAUAACACCAGGACUGUGAAUGUUAACAGGAGAAUGCAUACUAUUCGGUGCCAAAUGAAAAUCCACGGAGUGGGAACGAACAUUUGCCUCAAACAGCUGAUCUUUGAAGAAUAUUUAUUGUCUGCUGAGAGGAAGUAGCAUGGGAGCCGAGGGAGCAAAACAUUAUUCCUCAGCAGUGCUCUAUCGAGAGUCUUUGCCGCCGAAACAGCUGCCGGGGCUCCUUGCAUUAGCGAUUCCAAGGCAGAGGAGUCGAUAACUGAACUCCUUCCACUCUGAAUCAAUAAUGUGCAGAGAUAUAAGAAAGCAGAAAAUAAUGAUCAAGAGCGAGUAAGUUUAGAAAUUUCGCCUCGAUGAAUGGGCGAGAGGAAGUUUCAAAUGCCCUCUCGAACUAUGAACUGGAUCCUUCAAAAUGAAGAGCAAGAGAAAAAUACUGAAGGACGAAAGUAGUUUAGGCCAACUUAAUCCAGACGAAAUGUGUAAGGAGGAACUACAGAUCCUGGAUUAAACCGAAGUUACACACACAAUGCUGGAGUAACGAAGCGGGACAGGCAGCAUGUUUGGAGAAAAGGAAUGGGUGGCGUUUCGGGUCUAGUCUGAAGAAGAGACUCGACCCAAAAUGUCACCCAUUCCUUCUCUCCAGAAAUGCUACCUGUCCCCCUGAGUUACUCCAGCAUUUUAUGGCUAUCUUCACCUAGAAGAAGGUUCACAAAAAAGCUGGAGAAACUCAGCGGGUGCAGCAGCAUCUGAGCGAAGGAAAAAGGCAACGUUUCGGGCCGAAACCCUUCUUCAGACCUUCACCUAGAAGAAUAUAGUUUCUUAUUUUCCCCUCUUCGCUUGUGUCGUCUACCACAAGACCAGUCCUCCGUCACCUUUGCUACGCCUCCCCUUAUAUACCUUCAGCUUAAUACGUUCAGAGAGUGUCCUGUUGGCGAGUCAUCGACAAGCAUCACACCCUUCGCGCCCAAUCAGGAGGUUGGUUUAUAUUCAACUGACAUUUCCUGCUAAAAUAGGUCACUUGGGCACAAAUCCAUUUUCCUCUGCAACUCACUUCCUUCGGUGGUUUAACUGCAGCAAGUUGGACGCUCAACAUGAGAGCACGUCGUAUCACGAACAAGACCUGACCUUUAGGGAACUGCUAUCUCCAACGAAACAACGCCACAGUUUCUGGAUAGACCUGAUUCUGUUCUACAAUGUUAAUCUAUUUGUACCUUUGCGCGCUGUGGAUUUUUUAUGAAGUGGCUCCAGCGACAAUAUCCCAGAUCCCUAAAGCUAGCACGGUGAUGGUGGGAACAGAUAUCACAUUCGAAUGCGUUACCAGCGAGGUGCCGAACAAAGCAAGUCUGAUUGUAAAUUGGUGGAAACUUGGUGAUGAAGGGCUAUUACAACCAAGUUCCCAUGGCAGAAAACAGGUUAUUCCGUUGGAAAACGUAAGGAGUUUGCUCAAAAUCUUUGAUGUCCGUGUCGCCGACUCUGGGAUAUACUACUGUAAUGUAGUUCAGCAAACAGAUGAGAUUGUGAAAGGAACCGGAUCCAGGCUUGAGGUGCACGCUUCUCCAGAACCUGUCAGCCUUUCCACCAAAGCGCCGGAAACAAACUCGUCCAAUCUCGUCCUCGUGUGCAAGACAGGAGAGUUUUACCCGGAGUCUCUCACCUUCAUUUGGUAUAAAAACGACACCAACAUUGAGACUGGUAUCAGCACUAGUAAAAUCCUGAACUCAAACGGAACUUAUGCAGCGUCCAGCAGCUUGCAAACAUUGCAGCCGUCCGGCAGUAGCGCUUUGUACACCUGUCUGGUAACCCACCGCACACUUCAGAGUCCAGCUAUGGCUAUUUACGUUGAUGCCAGUUUUAAUCCGGCCAAAGAAAAACCACAGCUGUUCCUCGUGAUUUUUGGAUGCACAUUGAGCGUAUUGGUUUGCCUUACCGUCAUAGUUCUCAGUCGGAGAAAAUGCCAAUUCCGUAAACAGGAAGAUCAUUAAGGAGGAGGUUGAAUAUACGCCAGUACACCAUCGUAAAUGGCGCAAAAGAUAAGAACGAAAGUGGUGUGAAUAACCUCUAGAUAUCCACUUGAAACAAUGACCAAUGAUGCAGCAGGACAAAUAAAUAAUUGGAUGAGCUGGAGACUACAUUAACCUGAACCACACGAACUGCCAUCUGUUAAUAAAAAUGUCAAUGUGGCAAUUCUGACAACUUCAAAUUAAAGCGGAUCAUUAUUUCUUGCUCAUUGCACACGCGCGUGUGUGUGUGGCUCUGUGUGUGUGUGCUCGCUUGUGUGUGCGUGUGUAUUAGAGUGUGUGUACGUGUGUGUGUGUGUUUGUGUGUGUUUGUGCGUGUGUGUGCGUGCGUGUGUAUGUGCGUGCGUGUGUACGCGUGCGCGUGUGUAUACGUGCGUGUGUAAACGUAUAUGUGUAUGUGCGCGUGCGUGUUUGUGUGUAUGUGUUUGUGUGUUUGUGUGUGUGCGAGCGUGUGUGUAUUACGCGCGUGUGUGUGUGUGUGUGUGUGUGUGCGUGUGCGUGUGUGUGUGUGCGUAUCUGUGAACGCACGUCUGUUUAGGUGGUUUGGGUUUUUCAUGAGCAUGGGUUUGUAAGAAGGUUUAUGCCCGGUUUUCUCUCUGGGUGUGAGCGUGCUGAGCCUGCGCUUUUGCGCGUAUUUGUUCAGUACUGCAAGUCUGGUCUGAAAGCUUGCAGCUAAAUGUUAUUUGACAAAUCAUUAAUUAAUUAACAUAAUCUAGUUUAAAGGUCAUCAACUUAAUUAAUGUUGUGGAAUUAUAA